GAGAGCGAGUGCCGGGACCAGUGCGACAGGUUCUUGGCUUGGGCAAAGCAGCAGCGGCUCAGGACGAGCCGCCUGAACGACCUGGAGGUGACGCUGGUGGAGAUGCUGAAUCAGAUGUUCUACGACGGCUGGAGGUCGAACACGGCGUCCAAGAUGGCGGCGGCGGUGGCGUACUUCCGCCCAGAGGCUGGGCUGCCGCUGCCGUGGGCUGCGGCCUGCCUGGUGGCGCGGCGGCUGGCGCAGGGCGGGAGCUGGCACAUGGCCGCCGCCGUCAUCUUCGCCUUUAUCCACUACUUGAGGCCGGGCGAGCUGCUCCGUCUGCGGGAGUGCGACCUGACGGGCGCCCGCGACGAGACGGUGCUCGUCGACGACGUGGAGGAGUUCGCGUUCCUGGAGAGGCUCCUCGCCCGGCUGCGCAGCAGCGGCGGCGUGCAGCUCGUGUUCCCCUUCAGCUACCGCGAGUGGGCGAAGGGCUUCGAGGCGGCCGCGACCGCCGUGGGCCUGGUCGGGGACUCGCUGCCGGUGCUCUACAUGCUGAGGCACGGCGGCGCCUCCCACGACGCCAUGACGGGCGCGCGGGGGCUCCGCGACAUUCAGGGCCGAGGUCGGUGGAUGACCGAGCGGUCCGUAUUCAGGUACAAGAAAGGAGGGCGGGCCAACCAGCCACUCCACGGCCUGCCCGAGGCUGUGCGCCGCGCCGCCGACAGUGCCGUGCAGAAU
This is a messenger RNA of Prorocentrum cordatum, 720 nucleotides long. The record is from the annotation of a GenBank genome assembly. Lineage: Eukaryota; Dinophyceae; Prorocentrales; Prorocentraceae.